Erythranthe guttata (spotted monkey flower) is the source of this 3349-nucleotide messenger RNA. Its product is annotated as homeobox-leucine zipper protein ATHB-14. NCBI's taxonomy places the organism in Eukaryota, Viridiplantae, Streptophyta, Magnoliopsida, Lamiales, Phrymaceae. The record is from RefSeq and is a predicted model, not a curated record. Gene Ontology annotation, molecular function: DNA-binding transcription factor activity; DNA binding; lipid binding.
AACGUGGGUCGAUGGUUUUUCAAUUUUCACAUAUCAACUUUUAAAAUUACCUAAAAAAGAAGUCUUGAUUUUCCUUAACAAAUUCAAACUCACUUCUGUCAGAAACAAAUUUUUAUUUGCCGAAGCCUCUUCAUGAAUUCUGAUAUCAUAUUAAUGGUGAACUGCGCGUAGAGAAUUGGUUCUCUCUCUCUCUCUCUCUCUCUUUCUCUCUCUAGAGCUAUUUCACCGUUACCCCUUCCUUUCUCUGUCUUCUUUGUGUGGGUUGGUUAAUUCUCUCUCUCUCUCUCUCUCUCUCUCUCUCUCUCUCUCUCUCUCUCUCUUACUUUCUCUCUCUAGAUUUCACUUUCUCUGCAAAUUCUCGAGAUUAGCGUCUUGAGAUAAAAACCAGGAGGGGGACCUCUGUUCCAACACCAUUCCAUUUUCUUUCGCAUAAUCACUCCAAGGAAGGAAAAGAAAAAAAAAACAAUCUUGAUGAGUGAGAGAGGAGGCUCUCAGUGAGAGCCUGCCUGUUCAUCAUGCAACCACCAAAAACCCACCAUUUUCUUUCCCACAAACAACCUCAACCCACGAUUUAGUCUUCUGGGAUUUGUUCCUUUUUUAUUACAGUGUGGGUUUGUCUGAAUGGCCCAUUCUACAUACAGAGAGAGUAACAGCAAAUAUCAACAACAAAUGGACCCUAGCAAAUAUGUGAGAUACACACAAGAGCAGGUGGAAGCUCUUGAGAGGGUCUACGCAGAAUGCCCAAAGCCUAGUUCUCUAAGGAGACAACAGCUCAUUCGAGACUGCCCUAUUCUUUCCAACAUCGAGCCUAAACAAAUCAAAGUCUGGUUUCAGAACCGCAGAUGCCGCGAAAAACAGAGGAAAGAAUCGUGUCGUCUGCAGACAGUUAACAGGAAGUUGAACGCCAUGAAUAAGCUGCUUAUGGAAGAGAACGACCGCCUCCAGAAGCAAGUCUCCCAGUUGGUUUACGAAAACGGUUUCAUGCGCACGCAGCUCCACACUGUAAGCACAACGACCACAGAUACGAGCUGUGACUCUGUGGUUAUGAGUGGUCAACAGCAACAUCAACAACAACAACAAAACCCCACAUCUCUUCAUCCAUUGAGAGAUGAUCAUAGCCCAGCUGGUCUUCUUGCAAUAGCUGAGGAGACCCUGGCAGAGUUCCUUGGUAAGGCUACUGGAACUGCUGUCGACUGGGUCCAGAUGAUUGGGAUGAAGCCUGGUCCGGAUUCUAUUGGCAUCGUUGCUGUUUCCCGCAACUGUAGUGGCGUAGCAGCACGAGCCUGCGGCCUCGUGAGUCUUGAACCCACUAAGGUCGCUGAAAUUCUGAAAGAUCGCAUUUCGUGGUUUCGUGACUGCCGUUCGCUUGAUGUAGUGAGUGCAAUUCCCGCUGGAAACGGAGGAACAAUAGAGCUUGUUUACAUGCAGAUAUAUGCGCCCACAACAUUGGCAUCGGCCCGCGAUUUCUGGACAUUGAGAUACACUACGAAUUUAGACGAUGGCAGUCUAAUGAUCUGCGAGAGAUCAUUGGCAUCUUCGACAGGUGGGCCCACCGCACCACCCGCCUCUUGCUUUGUCAGAACCGAAAUGCUUCCCAGCGGAUAUCUUAUACGCCCUUGUGAGGGCGGCGGAUCGAUUAUCCACAUUGUCGAUCACAUUGACUUUGAUUCUUGCAGUGUACCUGAAGUUUUAAGGCCUCUUUACGAAUCUUCCAAAAUCCUUGCUCAGAAGAUGACUAUGGCUGCUUUGCGCCACAUAAGACAAAUUGCUCAAGAAACAAAUGGAGAGAUACAGUACAGCGGCGGUCGUCAGCCUGCUGUUCUCAGAUCAUUAAGUCAAAGGCUGUGCAGGGGUUUUAAUGAUGCUGUCAAUGGAUUCGUCGACGAUGGUUGGUCAAUAAUGGGAAGUGAUGGUGUUGAAGAUGUAACCAUUGCUGUAAACUCAUCUCCAAGCAAAUUUACCGGCUCUCAAUAUAACAAUUUGUCUAUGCUCUCGACUUAUGGAGGAGUCCUCUGCGCACGAGCAUCAAUGCUUCUCCAGAAUGUACCGCCUGCCUUGCUUGUUCGUUUCUUGAGAGAGCAUCGUUCGGAGUGGGCCGAUUAUGGAGUUGAUGUGUACUGUGCUGAUUCGCUUAAAGCUAGUCCUUACGCAGUUCCGUGCGCAAAAACCGGUGGUUUUCCUAGUAGUCAAGUCAUUUUACCUUUGGCGCAGACAGUUGAAAACGAGGAGUCAUUGGAGGUGGUUCGUUUGGAGGGUCAUGCAUUUUCCCCGGAGGACAUUGCUCUGUCGAGAGAUAUGUACUUACUGCAGUUAUGCAGUGGGAUCGACGAAACUACGUCUGGUGCCACCUGUGCUCAGCUCGUUUUUGCACCGAUCGAUGAAUCUUUCGGUGAUGAUGCUCCUUUGCUGCCAUCUGGCUUCCGUGUUAUACCCCUCGAACCUAAAUCAGAUGGGGGCCCCACAGCGAACCGAACGUUGGACUUGGCUUCGGCUCUUGAAGUGGGCCAUGGCGGAGCUCGUUCCAGUGGUGAAGCUGAUGUGGCAAAUCAAAAUGUUAGGUCUGUGUUGACAAUUGCUUUUCAGUUCACUUUCGAGAAUCACUAUCGAGACAGUGUGGUUGCUAUGGCCCGCCAGUAUGUAAGAAGCAUUGUGGGGUCCGUUCAACGAGUUGCCAUGGCUAUCUCCCCUUCUCCACUUCACUCUUCCCAUUUAGUGCCAAAAUCUCUUCCCGGUUCGCCCGAGGCAGUUACUCUAGCACGUUGGAUUUGCAGGAGCUUUAGUGUACACACUGGUGGCGAGCUUCUUCAGCCCGAUUCGCCAGCUGGGGAUGCUGUUUUGAAACAACUUUGGCACCACACCGAUGCUAUUAUGUGCUGCUCUGUUAAAAUGAAUGCAUCGGCAGUUUUUACGUUUGCAAACCAGGCAGGGCUCGAUAUGCUGGAGACAACUCUGGUGGCAUUGCAGGAUAUAAUGCUCGAGAAAAUACUCGAUGAAGCCGGUCGAAAGAUUCUCCUUUCCGAAUUCUCCAAGAUCAUGCACCAGGGUUUCGCCUAUUUGCCUGCUGGAGUGUGUGUUUCGAGUAUGGGUCGACCCGUUUCUUAUGAUCAAGCGAUUGCAUGGAAAGUUCUGAACGACGAGGAUUCGAAUCAUUGCCUAGCUUUCAUGUUCAUGAACUGGUCUUUUGUGUAGUUAAUAAAUAGAUUAAUUAAUCCUUGUCUAUGCAGUGUACUAAAUAUAUAUAUAGCUGCAGCAGCUUAAGUUAUUUUGUAUCUUUAUUUUGACAAGAAAAAACACUUAUCUGUAUGACGUAUUGAUCAAGUGAGGGUUAUUUUGGUCAUUUGAAGUAGUA